AUAAAGUAACAUAAACGUUGAGUUUCCUUUUAAAUUAAUCAAAAACCAAAAAAAUCAAACGUUUCUUAUUUUUUGGUUUGCUUGCUUUGUUAAAUAGAUUAUCAUCUUUGCUCUCAAUUCAUCUACCACUCUCCUUCAUCUUCUCUUCGAAUCUAUUCGCCCCUCCCUCGCACAUUUUUCUUCUCUAAUUAUCUCAGGAACCAAACAGGAAAUUAGGGUUCUUGUUCUGAAAUUCAAUGACUUUUAAUGAUGAUAAUAAUAAUGAUGAGGGAGGAGAGGUGGUGCCAGAGCUGAAGCUAAGAAUUGAGGGUGAUGAUGAUGAUGAUGAUGUUAAUGGCAAAAGGGUAAACUUGAGACAGAGAUUAUUAGAAGAAUGUGAAGUGGAAGAGAGAGAUUUGUCGUUAAAAGAGUCAGCUUUUUCUUCAAUAGGGAGAAAGUCUGUUUGGUAUUGGAUCAAGUUGGGAAUUUUAAUUACCUUUAUAGGGUUAUUGGCUGCUGUUUUCCUCAAAUGGCUUGGCCCAUUUUUCAUAGAUAAGGAGCUAAUGCCUAUAAUAAAUUGGGAGAUGACAACCUUUAGUACUCCGAUUCUGGCAGUUCUAGUCUUUGCUUCUGUGGCAUUAUUCCCCACGCUACUUUUACCAUCUACACCAUCUAUGUGGGUGGCAGGAAUGACAUUUGGUUAUGGUUUUGGAUUUCUACUAAUCAUAUCUGCAGCUGCUCUGGGUAUCUCACUUCCAUUCUUUAUUGGCUCUCUUUUCCUUCAAAGAAUUCAAGGCUGGUUAGAAAAAUAUCCCAAGAAAGCCGCCAUUCUGAGAGCAGCUGGUGAAGGAAAUUGGUUUCAUCAGUUUAAAGCUGUAACAUUAAUCAGGAUCUCUCCAUUCCCAUAUAUCAUAUAUAAUUACUGUGCAGUGGCAACACAUGUUAAGUAUGGUCCUUACAUCUUGGGAUCUUUGGUAGGAAUGGUGCCUGAAAUUUUUGUUGCAAUAUACACUGGUAUCCUCAUACAGACAUUGGCAGAUGCUUCGAAUGAGCGACACACCCUAACAGCUCCACAGAUUUUGUUAAAUGUAGGCGGUUUCCUUGUAACAGUGGUGACAACAAUUGUUUUCACAGUUUAUGCGAGAAGGCAACUAAAAUUGUUGCAGAAAGAAGAAGAUUUAGUGUUGCAAUAAGCCGUAGUUUGUUUUAGAGAGAAACAAUCUCUACCCGAGCUAGGUGUAUAUUCAUGUUGAGAACGUUAUAGGCUGGAUGAAGUUUUAUUUAUUAAACAACUUCAUCUAUUGGAUGGAAUGUGUGAGGACAAACAUGGUCCUAUGAAGCAUUGUGAAGGAGUAACACAGAGGGAACCAAGACAAAAAUCUGGCAUCAUACAGAAAGGCUGUUUCUAUCUUCCAUUUAUUUAAAGAAUUUUAUUCUUUGCUCUCUCUCUCGCUCUUAAGCACACAUAAUUGAGAUUUGUAUAUGAAUGACACGUCUGCCAUAUGAAAGUUGAAGUGGACCAAGGCAAAAUCGCCGACAUUUUAUACAUAAAUCAGUUUCAUUUUGUUGUUGACUUGCUGUAUAUGAUAUUUUGCAGAAUCCUUGCUUUUUUAUGGCCGAAUGGUGUUCAAACUGUUCCUUGGUCUCUCUUAUUUUAUUGGAUUUCACAUGUACACGCUUAUUGUCGCGGUUCACACUAACAUAUGAAAUAUUGUCUAUUUUGACUCGUUGAUCUCAGGGUUAUCUCACAAA
Durio zibethinus is the source of this 1731-nucleotide messenger RNA. Its product is annotated as Golgi apparatus membrane protein TVP38-like. NCBI's taxonomy places the organism in Eukaryota, Viridiplantae, Streptophyta, Magnoliopsida, Malvales, Malvaceae. The record is from RefSeq and is a predicted model, not a curated record.